CAGUACGUAGAGACAGCCGCGGAAGAUAGGUGACGACGCUACCUGGUCCAGUCCAUGUUCUUCGGUCAACCCUCCUCUGUUCCAUGGAACUUGACAAGGAAGCUGAGAGAUAACGACGAGCAGUACUUCCCCUCUUUCCUGGUUUGAUAACUUCAGUUAUCCUCUCUCCCUAUAAAUUCUCUUAUCUUUAUCGAACGUAUAGCCCAGGCAUUCUGUCAGACGCCCGAACGCAAUCGUCAUGACAGACAACAUCACGAUCCCCGCUGCCGUCAAGGCGGCCGAUAUCAACCUCUGGAAAUGCGCGACAAAGGCCCUCCAGCUUCAAUCAGUAAAACCGGAGAUUGCGUAUUGGUGCAAUUAUUGGGUCGUCAACCAGAUCCUUAACAGGGGACUCCACAAAGAGAAUGACGAAAUGAUGACUUAUACGAUGGACUUGAUGGGGAAGCUGGAACAGGCCAAAGCUGAGCACCCGAACGAAGAUGCCUACACAGACGACGAGGUCGGCCAGGUCGUCGUCGACAGAUUCGCACAGGAAACCCUUGAUCGCGCCGAGCGAGUGGUCAAGGCAAACAAAGUGACACAGCAAACGGCCAUGACGUUCGAUGCCGCCGCAACCUUCUUCCACCUGGUCAACAUCUGGGGCCCUCCCGACGAGGAGACGCAACAAAAGAUUAAAUACGCAAAAUGGAACGCCGCACGCAUCGCAAAGGCCAUCAAGGAGGGCAGGGACCCUAACGAAUCCAACCCGAAACGAGAAGAACCCCAACUGCCGGCCUUGGACCCCAGUGAUCCAGAAGUUCAGACAUUGACCGGUUCGGUCGAAAAGACAACACCACCACCCCUUUCGGUCACAGUGGAGGAGGUCCCAGACAGAGACUUGCAGAGGACAGACGCUGCCGGCGUGUCUCUGCCAAUCAGCCCAGCCUCGGCUGGCCCAUCCCCGAUAUCCGAAGCCGAACUCAAGCUGCCCGGUGUACCCAGUGGGCUUGCUGAGCCAGCACCGUCAACAGUCUCCUUGGACUUGGACACUCCAGUCUCAGCUCCCACACAUAACCCUGUCAACUACAGGCCUGAGCCCGAUCUCCCAUCCGCCCCCAGCGCAGUCUCAUCCUACCCGGAUCGUGAUAUCUCGAUGCCGGACGCGGGCACUGCAGUUUGGACACCGGAUGCUGAUCGCCAGCCUCCCGCUCCGCCUGUCGUUCCUCCCACGUUUGCUCCCAGUGCACCAUCAACAGCUGCUGUGGUAUCGCCCCCUGUCAACCAGCCAACUGACUUUUCCUUCCAGAACCCAGCUCCGCCAGCUGCCCAAGCUCCCGCAGUUCCCAGUCUACAGCCAGUUCCUCCCCCACUAGCUGUCUCUGCAGCCACUUAUGCAUCUUCGCAAGUUGCUGGAGGUUUCACAACCGACGAAGCUGCCAUGGCCUCAGCCCAGAAGCACGCUAAAUGGGCUAUUUCAGCAUUGAACUUUGAAGAUGUUCCUACGGCGGUGAAGGAGCUAAGGAAAGCGUUGGAGGUCCUGGGUGCAGCGUAGUUGAUAGGUGUUACACGAGCUACGCAAUGACCCUGAUGGAGGUUUAGGUUAUUCGCUGCGCGCCCACUGAUAUACGAUCCCCGGGCCGGUCAGAUCUCUUUAUUACCUGCUAUCCAGCCGUAUAUACCACUGGAACCAAGGCAUCAAAAUCGGGUUUUAAGCGGCCUUUAUGCAAGCUCGGGCAAAAAUGCCUUUCACACUAUUGAACACUUGGCGGUUACCAGUGGAACAUGGAAACUUUCCAGAAGCAAUGUUUACCAGGGCCCGACAAUGGGAAUGUGUAACCGCCCAGUGACCGUUCGGCCGCAUAGGGAGCCCUAGGCGAGUCUCGUUCUGACAGCUUCCCGAGAGCUGGGAUAAUACAUUGCGCACUUUGAAACGAGACAGCGAAAACACAAUCUGCCGAUUUCAAGGCAGGUCUGAGGGCUGGUACACAGUCCUUCGCAUCGACUUUGA
Messenger RNA from Neurospora hispaniola, 1987 nucleotides. Its product is annotated as Vta1 like-domain-containing protein. The transcript is spliced from 3 exons. The record is from RefSeq and is a predicted model, not a curated record. Bases 239 to 1531 code for a protein of 430 amino acids. Gene Ontology annotation, cellular component: multivesicular body. Lineage: Eukaryota; Fungi; Ascomycota; Sordariomycetes; Sordariales; Sordariaceae. Gene Ontology annotation, biological process: late endosome to vacuole transport via multivesicular body sorting pathway.